Ectocarpus sp. CCAP 1310/34 is the source of this 2190-nucleotide messenger RNA. The record is from the annotation of a GenBank genome assembly. Lineage: Eukaryota; Phaeophyceae; Ectocarpales; Ectocarpaceae.
GUCGUGUCGUUGCAGCCGUCGUGGACGUACAACCCGCCACCUCUGUACUGUCUGCAAAUGAGGGCCUGUGCACUGCUCGCGUUUCUCUCCGUCGUAUGUUGCGACGGGUUCACAACACCGCCUUCUUCCUCGAGAAUGGUAACCCCAACCAUGUCCCACGGGCAGCGGGGUAGUGGACCCGUGUCGCGCAAGGCGCUGCUUAAGACCGGAGCAGCAGGCUUGGCCUCCCUAGGCCUGUGGUUCGCGGCGGGCUCCGACGCGGGAAGGCCGCAAGCCGCCUUUGCAGCACAAAGGGUAGGAAGCGGAGGGCCAAAGUUUUCUAAAUCGGGUUAUGACCUUGAUCCGUUGACUCCUGAGGAGGUGGAGGCCAGGGUAGACAAACUGACGGAGCUGCAGAAGGUCGUCCUGACCCAGGCGGGUACGGAGCGACCGUUUCAGGGCAAGACGGUGAACGGGUACAACGGUGGCAUCAAGGCGGAGGGUACCUGGGUCAGCGCGGUAUCGGGGGUCCCCCUCUUUAGCUCCGACACCAAGUACGACAGCGGCACCGGCUGGCCGAGCUUCUACGCGCCGAUAGACCCCGAACACGUGAUCGAGCGUGUCGACCCGAAGGACGCGGCGAGCAUGCCCAAGUUCUUGCAACGAGUCGAGGUGCUGGACAGAAAGAGCGGGACCCACCUCGGACAUGUUUUCAACGACGGCCCAAAACCCACCGGCAAGCGCUACUGCAUGAACGCGGCCGCUAUGGCAUUCAUCCCCAAGGAGGAGCCGUUGCCAGUUAAGCCAUCCUUCAAACCCUAAUGAGGUGUUUUGAGGUGUUUCAAGUGGUGUUCUCGACGUUUAGAAGAGAUGCAAAGUCUGUCCAGACCUUCCGCUCAUCGCAACUCAUCGUUGGUUCCAGCUGGAUGGGGUUUCCCUGGACGGUGUGGAAAAUGGAGGGAGGGAUAUAUGGUCGGCAUCAUGAGCGAAACGGCAUGAUUUUUCGUUGCCUUCCUUGUUUUGCUGUAGUUGUCCCUGUCCGAGACCAAUAUAGACCAAGUUGGGCUCGCGACUACGCGAGCUUCUACAGCAAGCGGGAAGAUGGUAAGUCUUGUCUGUGCGACCUGCGUCGGCUCUGCGAUAAUGGCUAAAGGAGAUAUGCCGGACUGGUUUGUAGAGAAAGCUAGGACGAGAACAAAAGCCGAACGUAGCGGUGGCUGAUGUAGUUCGAUGAGACACGAGCGAGCGCAAGGUUGUGUGCGCAUUGGACGUUCGGUCUUUGCCUACACCCCUCGUCCCACCGUUUCAGUCGAUUCGAUGCGAUGUUUUUCUAGACCAAGAUCGACAAACAAUUUACUCCUAUUAAUAGUAGAAACUUCCUGAAGCAGGGCUCACAUCGCAUCACGUGGUUACUCUCUGUAACUUGUAACCGCCGGGUGUUUUUUGUGGAUGCGUGAGCGGGAGGCAAGCUUGGCUUCGGGGCUUUGGUCUGGUUUCGAUAUUUGUAGUCCGGUUUUGACCAUUGGCACCCUGCUCGCCCGGGGGCGGGGGCGUCCAGCUACGCACGCGCAGGACCGCAUCUCCGUCUUACGCACGCUGUUUUGACGACAAUUGAACGCGGAUUGACUCGUUGGGGUAUGAUCUGGUGCCGACGGCAUGGGGGAGAGAAAAACGCGGCGUGCGAUGUAAAGAGUGUGAGUCCGGCUUCUUGGAGCGAGACUGCGGCGUAGAGCGGUUUUCGAAGAGGUGUUUUCCGGAGUUUUUUCUCUUUGCGCAAGGUUUUAGCUGCCCCCGCCACUCACCAAACAACAGCAACAACUGGGUGGCGCUACCCCCCUCACUUAGAUCGAUCGUAUGCAAAGCUGUGGUUACCCGUUGCCAGCGUAAAGAUCCUUUCCCUUGGUCAGCCGAUUGUCGCGCUAGACUUGCUUCCUCGCAUGGAGCUCUGCCACUGAGAUCCAUCGUAUGCAUGUGCACAGGAGCUGCUGUGUGCUCGAUCACGACUUCACUCUAGAUGCCGCUAAGUAGAGAGACUGCUGUUGAUGUUCUUCUCCGCUCACAGCAUCGAACGUGAUUCUGGGAAGUAUAAGUAUACAUGUGUGCCUUGUCCAGGACAGCUAGAUCCCCCUGGUGCACUUCUACAUACAACGGACGCGGCCCAACUGAUGCCUACCGCAAACCCCAACAGAAUCGUCCAGAAGAGGCUUUACU